AUGUCUACUGCUACUGCUCAAGCGCCCGCUCCGGGCCGUAAGCUCGAGAAGAAGCCUAUCAAGUUCAGCAACCUGCUGCUUGGCGCAGGAUUGAACAUGUUCGAGGUCACAUCGUUGGGACAGCCGCUGGAAGUGAUCAAGACGACCAUGGCUGCGAAUCGCGGCGACAGCUUUGCAGGUGCCAUGGCUCGGAUAUGGGGUCGUGGCGGGAUCCUCGGUUACUAUCAAGGUCUCAUUCCGUGGGCCUGGAUUGAGGCCUCUACUAAAGGCGCUGUCCUUCUCUUCGUCGCGUCGGAGGCAGAGUUCGGUGCCAAGGUGCUCGGUGCCCCCGACUUCCUCGCCGGUAUAGCCGGAGGUAUGACCGGUGGUGUUGCCCAGGCCUACGCUACCAUGGGUUUCUGUACCUGCAUGAAGACGGUCGAGAUCACCAAGCACAAGAUGGCUGCUUCGGGUGUGAAGCCCCCCAGCACCUUCGCAACCUUCAUGGAUAUCUAUCGUAAGGAGGGUAUCCGGGGUAUCAACCGUGGUGUCAACGCGGUUGCUAUCCGUCAAACUACCAACUGGGGCUCCCGAUUCGGUCUCUCCCGUCUGGCUGAAACUGCUAUCCGUAAGGUCACUGGCAAGGACGACAGCCAGAAGCUUUCCGCGAUUGAAAAGGUUCUGGCGUCCGGUCUGGGUGGUGGUCUCUCCGCCUGGAACCAGCCGAUUGAAGUCAUUCGGGUUGAGAUGCAAAGCAAGAAGGAUGACCCUAACCGACCGAAGAACUUGACUGUUGGCAAGGCUUUCAAGUAUAUCUAUGAUACCAAUGGUGUUAAGGGUCUCUACCGUGGCGUGACGCCUCGUAUUGGCCUGGGUAUCUGGCAGACCGUUUGCAUGGUGGCUCUUGGUGACAUGGCCAAAGAGACAGUCGAAAAACUGACGGGCGAGCAAGUCACUGCUAAGCACUAA
Molecule: messenger RNA, 948 nt
Organism: Aspergillus chevalieri
Lineage: Eukaryota; Fungi; Ascomycota; Eurotiomycetes; Eurotiales; Aspergillaceae
Gene: YHM2
Product: putative mitochondrial DNA replication protein (Yhm2)
Exons: 6
Coding region: 1-948 (315 amino acids)
Biological process (GO): mitochondrial citrate transmembrane transport; alpha-ketoglutarate transport
Cellular component (GO): mitochondrion
Molecular function (GO): tricarboxylate secondary active transmembrane transporter activity
Source: RefSeq, a predicted model, not a curated record